CGGUCUGCUUCAGAGGAAGUGUUAGCCUGGCACAAGAAGGCUGUGGAGAGGAAGGAGGUGUUUAAUACUCAUGCCUAUCCACAUAAGAAGCAGCACGGAAAGGAGAAAUCCGAAGGGUCUGCAUUAAACGUGGGUGUAACCACCAGCAGAAGAUUGCGGUCUAGAGGAACAGAUGACCACAUGCUGCUGUUUACUAUUAUUAGUUGUGGGCUAUUUUCUUCUGCGGGUGCCUGGACUUACCACUAUGGGCCGAUGCCACCGAGGAACUGGGAAAUGGCAAGGAGAUAUUGCCAGGAGCACUAUACUGACCUGGUAGCAAUCCAAAACAAAGAAGAAAUUGCCUUUCUCAGUGCUACCAUUCCAUACUAUCGCACGUACUACUGGAUUGGGAUCCGGAAGAUUAACAACGUUUGGACCUGGGUCGGAACGGGCAAGAUCCUGACAAAGGAAGCAGAAAACUGGGCUUCUCGGGAACCCAACAACAAGCGGUCUGGAGAGGACUGUGUUGAGAUAUACAUUAAAAGGCCUGUGGAAUCUGGAAAAUGGAAUGAUGAACGUUGUACUAACAAAAAACUGCCACUGUGCUACCAAGCUUCCUGCCAGCCUUCGUCCUGCAGUCAGCAUGGGGAGUGUGUGGAGACCAUUGGGAAUUAUACCUGCCAAUGUUAUCCUGGCUUCUAUGGGCCUGAGUGUGAAUAUGUUGUGAAAUGCAAGGACUUGAAUGCUGUACUUAGGCCAAUGCACAUGAACUGCAGUCAUCCUCUGGGGAACUUCAGUUAUAACUCCAGCUGUGGCUUCAGCUGUGAUGAAGGGUUUGAAAUGAAUGGCCUGGCCACUUUGCAGUGCUUGCCGCCUGGGAGCUGGUCAGCAGAGAUACCGCAGUGUGUAGCUGUCCAGUGCCGGCCAUUAAGAAUCCCUGUUCAUGGAGACGUCAUCUGCUCUCACAGGAAAUUUCAGUACCAGACUAGCUGCAACUUUACCUGCACAGAGGGCUUUCUUCUAAGUGGAGUAGAGACCACUAGAUGUGAAGCAUCUGGAGAAUGGAGUUCCCUGGAGCCAAUAUGUCAAGUUAAGCAAUGUCCAGAAAUCGAGUUACCCACAAGAGGAACAAUGGACUGUGUAAAUCCAAUGGGCGACUUCGCUUACAACUCCACCUGUGAUUUUGGUUGUGAAGUUGGCUUUCAGCUCAGUGGCCCCAAGACGUUGCAUUGCAGUGCAUCUGGCCAGUGGACAUCCUCUGUACCCGUUUGUCACGCUGUUCAGUGCCAGCUGCUGCAGCCUCCCGCUCAUGGUAACAGCACCUGCUUCGAUUUCCAUGGGAAAUUUCAGUACCAAUCUCUCUGCACGUUCCACUGCACUGAAGGGUUCCAGUUACUUGGAGAAAAGGUGACGGAGUGUACAGCAUCUGGAGAAUGGACAGCAGCAGUCCCAGCUUGCCAAGCCAUGCAGUGCCACAGUCUGGAGACCCCCAAGCAAGGGAGGAUGACCUGCUUUCAUCAAAAUGGAGAGUUUGCAUUCCAAUCUUCCUGUGAGUUUGCCUGUGAGCCUGGAUUUACCUUGGCUGGAAGAAAUGCAACCUACUGCUUAGCAACUGGGAACUGGACUGCUCCAUUGCCAACCUGUCAGGCUGUUGAAUGCCCAAAACUGGAUGUCCCCAAGAAUGGAGAAUUUGGCUGCUCUCAUCCACAUGGAGAUUUUGCAUAUAGCUCCAGCUGCGCUUUCUCCUGCAAUACAGGGUUUGUGCAAGUUGGAGCAGAGCAACUUCAGUGCACAGCUCUGGGAAUGUGGACGGAGAAACCACCCUUAUGUGAAGCUGUCCAGUGCCCACCCCUGCAAACUCCAGACAAGGGCAAGGGAAACUGCUCUCAUCCAUAUGGCCCCUUCGCCUAUCACUCCAGCUGCAUCUUCUCCUGCAACUCUGGCUUUGAGCUGGUUGGGUCAGAGAAGCUUGACUGCACGGAUCAGGGAAACUGGAGCAGAGAUGUGCCCAUUUGUGAAGCUGUUAAGUGCCCAGCUCUAUCUAAGCCUGACAAUGGCCAUUUAAAUUGCACCCACCCUCUUGGGCACUUUGCAUAUGGCUCCAGUUGCAACUUUUCCUGCAGUGCUGGGUUUCAGCUGCUUGGACUAGAGAUGCUUGACUGCACAGCUCAAGGCCGCUGGACUGAACAACUGCCGCAGUGUCAAGCUGUCCAGUGCCCACCCCUGCAAACUCCAGACAAGGGCAAGGGAAACUGCUCUCAUCCAUAUGGCCACUUCGCCUAUCACGCCAGCUGCAUGUUCUCCUGCAACUCUGGCUUUGAGCUGGUUGGGUCAGAGAAGCUUGACUGCACGGAUCAGGGAAACUGGAGCAGAGAUAUGCCCAUUUGUGAAGCUGUUAAGUGCCCAGCUCUAUCUAAGCCUGACAAUGGCCAUUUAAAUUGCACCCACCCUCUUGGGCACUUUGCAUAUGGCUCCAGUUGCAACUUUUCCUGCAGUGCUGGGUUUCAGCUGCUUGGACUAGAGAUGCUUGACUGCACAGCUCAAGGCCGCUGGACUGAACAACUGCCGCAGUGUCAAGCUGUCCAGUGCCCACCCCUGCAAACUCCAGACAAGGGCAAGGGAAACUGCUCUCAUCCACACGGCCGCUUUGCGUAUCACGCCAGCUGCAUGUUCUCCUGCAACUCUGGCUUUGAGCUGGUUGGGUCAGAGAAGCUCAAGUGCACAGAUCAGGGAAACUGGAGCAGAGAUAUGCCCAUUUGUGAAGCUAUAAAGUGUCCCCACUUGAAGACUCUGGGGAGGAUGAAGAUGAAUUGCUCUGGUCCCUGGGACUCCUUCAGAUAUGGAUCGACAUGUCUCUUCCAGUGUGCUGAGGGCUACAACCUCAAUGGAACAAGCAGCAUUCAGUGCCAGGCCGGUGGCCAGUGGUCUUCCGAGAUGCCUGUUUGUCAAGAAAAUGUUGCCCCUUAUUACACAAAAGCUCUGCUUUAUACUGGUGGAGCCACAGUAUCGGCUAUAGCCCUCGUGCUUUCUGGGAGUCUGAUCGCUCUGGCUAUCAGACGCUUCAGGAAAAAAGGGGAAAAGAAAAGGCUCCUUGAUCAUACCAGUGAUUUGGGAGCGCCUGGUGUAUUCUCCAACGCAGGCUUCAGCUCUGCUUUUUAAGAACUCAUCUGGAAGAAAAGUGCUGAUGCAAUGGGACUUUCCUGCAACCUCAUUAAUCUGUGUCACCACUGUCAGUGAGAGCUUCUGCUGCCUGGUUGCUGGGAGAUGGAAUAAAUUCAUGCUUCAGAAUACCUUGGGCUGGCAGGGAAGUGUUCUUGUGCUCAGGUCCUGCUUGCAGGCUUUCUGCAGGCAUCUGUUCUGCCACUGUGAGAACAGGACGCUGGACUAGUUCAGCAAGCCCUGCUUACGUUCGUAUGCUUGAAGCAUCUAGCUCUCCCCGAUAUCCUGCUCUGUGCUUCCAGUCAUCAUCCACAUUGUAGAGUUUAAUGGAUUUCAAAUUGUCUCAUCAUUUGCCUUCAUCGCCUGUCUAUCUUAGAUGACCUGCAUUCUCCUUAUGCUGUCAGACUCCUGCCAACUCUCAACCUUUAUCAUUAAAAGGUCUUGCAGAGAUGCUGUGGCUGAAAAACUUUGUCAAAAGCUGCUGUAAAAUAUUUCUGGACAUACUGGUUUUUCUUUCUUUACCCAGACUUGGAUUCAGGACCUGUUGUAAGGCUGCCUUUAAAAAAAUACCCAAACAUUAAAACAAACUUGGGGAUCACUGUCAAGAUAUGACUAGAUCAUUUAAUAUGCACAUACCAUGCUAGAAAAACCUACCUGAGCCUUGCUGUCCAGACUAGGAAAACAUUGUUAAUUUGUGGGCACAAACUAUACAAUGGAGAAUGCCAGCUGCCACUCAGGACAGGAAUGUCUUUUUAAAAAGCAAAUGAAAGAGAACGUGCUCCAAAGCUGAAUUCUGCAGUCAGCACCACAUUCUGCACUUGUAAAUUAUAAAUUGACCGCCUAUGAGGCUGCAGUCAAAUAUUUCUAGUGUGCCAUUGAAUAAAUGGCAGCUUAAAAAAACCAUUUUGUGUACUUUGUUAGCAGAGGCAAACCUAGCAACUUAGCAAAUUUUACACUGGUUACCUGCUAUAGCCACAGGUAGAAUAGAAACACAAGAAGCAAAUGCCACUGCCUGGGUUCAAAUCCUCAUUCAGCUCUGAAGCUUAUUAGGUGAGGUUGGCCUGUUAUACUUAGCCUAACCUACCUCACAGGCUUGUUGCUGGGAUAAAAUGGGAACAAGGUAUGGUUCCCCAAGCUUCUUGGUGGAAUGGCAGAAUAAAAAUGUAGUAAUGUCUGUGGACAAACAUCGGUUCCCUCAGCCUGUAAAGCGAGAUGAGCGCCACAACCCCAGAGCCGUCUGCGACUGGACUUAACUGCCAGGGGUCCUUUAUCUUUACCUUUAAUGUUUCCCCCCCUCAACAUUCUUGGGAUUUUUCCAAUAGAUACUAUACUAACACAUUUGAAGCUAAGGCUCUGAUACUGGAGCAUAAUAGAUCUUAAAUAUAUCAGUAGGCAUAGUAGCACAUCUAAUAAGAGACAUGAUUAAAACAAACAAUUGUACCAAAACUAUUUUAAUAUUUGGUAUAGAUACAGAAGAAUAUUGGUGCACCAAGACAUUGGAAAGCAUCUGUCCCUCUCUUUUUUGCAUUUUCAAAAACAGGAACAGAGAGCAUAUUUAAACCCCCCUCCCCUUCCUUGUCCCACUUACAACUUCAUACCAAAUACAGCAUAUAUACAUAUACCAUAUGACUUCCCUUCCUCACUUUUUCUGGUUCCUUUGCUUUUCUACUUCUCCGCAUAAGCCACAUCUUGAUAUCAUCCAAUUUGUUGUCUAUUUCAACUCUGCCAGAUUUACUUGAGACCUGCUAAGCUAUGUAUCUGUCUACACUGGUUCUUGAAACAAUCAAUAAACAUUAUCCAUUCCUUUUUAUAUUCCUUAUCAUCAUUUUCUCAUCCUAUUCGUCAGACCAGCCAGUUCAGCAUACAGUAUUUGAAGAUUUUACACUGUCAUUCUUCCUUAGUGGGGACUAUACUUGUUCUCCACCUUUGUGCUCAUAAGGUUCUAGCUGUGGGGGUGGCGUAUAGUAAUAAACUCUCUUGUUUUUUUGGGACCUCCAUUGUUACCAUCCCCAAGAGAAAAAUCUCAGCUGUUCUGGGGAAAGUUAAUUAAGUAUCAUUUAAAAUUCAUUAGAUAUAGUUUUCCAAUAUUCCUUAAUUAUUUUACAGGACCACUACAUAUUAAUAAAAGAU
Messenger RNA from Zootoca vivipara (common lizard), 5268 nucleotides. Its product is annotated as P-selectin. Gene Ontology annotation, biological process: cell adhesion. Lineage: Eukaryota; Metazoa; Chordata; Lepidosauria; Squamata; Lacertidae. Gene Ontology annotation, cellular component: membrane. The record is from RefSeq and is a predicted model, not a curated record.